Molecule: messenger RNA, 723 nt
Organism: Marasmius oreades (fairy-ring Marasmius)
Lineage: Eukaryota; Fungi; Basidiomycota; Agaricomycetes; Agaricales; Marasmiaceae
Exons: 5
Coding region: 1-723 (240 amino acids)
Source: RefSeq, a predicted model, not a curated record
AUGAAAAAGUCGGACUGGAUGUACUCAAAAACCGACUUUCACUCACACUUACUCAACACCUUGACCUCGACUUUCAUGCCUCAGCCACAAAAGUAUUUCACUGCACAAGAGAAAAACGAGGCAAACCGUCAAAAACAUGCUAGAUACUAUGCCAAACAUAAAGCAGAAAUACAGUUGAAGAGAACAGAACGAACACAGAUGCAACGAGAGGCACAAAGUGGGAAGAGGUUGAGAAAGGGCUCGUGGAGCAAGGACAAUAAAGCACAGUGUCCCCCACCAGCUGCAAGUUCUCAGAAGGGUAGAAAGAAGGUUUUACCAGAACAGCCGAUCGUUCUAGCGGUGCAGAAAUGGGAAGGCAAAGCACAAGAUCUCUAUGCAAAAGUUCAAUCUUUAUAUGGAAAACACAAGAGUUUUCAUGAAUACUGCGACUACUUAUGUCGCAAGUACAUUGCCGGUCACGAUGAAGGGAAGGGAAAUAACAGCACCCAUUUAUUUGAGGAGGCGCAUCAGGUAAUGGAGGAGUACUUGCAUCAAUUCAGACACUAUAAACAGAAGCUUUUGGAGGAGGUUGGUCAGGAGGAUGCGUACUACAGGGUGAAUGAGAUGGAGACGCAGGCACAUCUAGCAGUUCAAGCACUAUGUGAUCUAUACUGUGAGGCAAUCAUAGGUGUUGAGCACUUGUCGCGCCACUACAACGAAGGCCGAUUCUCCUUUAGUAAGUAG